This is a messenger RNA of Syzygium oleosum, 952 nucleotides long. RefSeq names its product transcription factor PRE3-like. The transcript has 2 exons. The record is from RefSeq and is a predicted model, not a curated record. NCBI's taxonomy places the organism in Eukaryota, Viridiplantae, Streptophyta, Magnoliopsida, Myrtales, Myrtaceae. Gene Ontology annotation, molecular function: protein dimerization activity. Gene Ontology annotation, biological process: regulation of growth; regulation of DNA-templated transcription. Bases 403 to 678 code for a protein of 91 amino acids.
UCUUCUCCCACUCCCACAGAACCCACUUCCCUGUGUUCUCCUGUGCCUUAAUCUCUCCCUGUCUCUCGCCCUCUCUCUCCACCUAUAAUCCGCUCCUCCAAGCUAAAGUGCAUGUACUGUUUAUGCGUCUCUCUUCUGACACUAGUCGUCUGUAUCUCCCCCUAUCUGAUCUGAUCUAAUCACUCUCUUUUAAGUUCAGACUUCAGAGUCUGGCACUUCUCUUGGCUAUAGCUUCCUGCGUGAGAUCAGCUCUUCUCGUUUGCCUUCUGACAGAAGGGCUUUCUUCGACCCAUUACUUUGUCCCGCUCCAGUUACUACUAUAACAGUUCAGAGAGAGGCCCGGAGUCUGAGCUUUUCAGUUUCAGAAGUUGACCUUUCUUCGAAGAGGAUCAUUAGUUUAUCAUGUCUAGCAGGAGGUCAAGAUCGAGACAAUCCGGGAGCUCCGGAAUCAGCGAUGACCAGAUCAUCGACCUCGUCUCCAAGUUGCAGCAACUCCUCCCCGAAAUCCGUAACCGCCGCUCCGACAAGGUAUCAGCAGCGAAGGUGCUGCAAGAGACGUGCAGCUACAUAAGAAGCUUGCACAGAGAGGUCGACGACCUGAGCGAGCGACUCUCCGAGCUGCUGGCCAACAGCGACAGUGAUCAAGCUGCUGUUAUCAGAAAUCUACUCAUGCAGUAGCAGUAGACCCUAAAAUGACGAUGAUCGUGGACUAAUUAGGAGUUCAAGUUUCUGGUAGGGCAUGCUUUCGUCCUCUCUAGGAUAUUUUCGUGUCGCCUUUUCUUCGGGUGUUUGUCUGCUUUCCUCCCUGGUUUUCCCUUUCGUCGAUCUCGGGCUCUUGUUCUAGGGUUUUUGGCACCAGAUUAGACAGAGGCUCUGGUUAGCUGCAGAUGAGUAGCUCCUUUUUGAGAAUCUGUGUUGAGCAGAUGUAAUAAAUCAAUAUCAGGUCUUGCUA